AUGUCCGCAUAUUGUCAAGCCAUCAAGUCCCUUGCUGACCAAUUUGCUAAUGUCGGUGCCCCACUUGAUAAUAAACGUCUUGUUCUACAUCUUCUUGCUGGUCUCACGGAUCAGUACGAACUCCAACAAAAAGAACCCACCCCUUCGUUUUAUGAAGCACGAUCACAGUUGUGCAUGAUAGAAAGUCAAAGGGCCGAGAAAGCCUUGUAUGCCGCUAACCUCGCCAAUCAAGCCCUGACUACCACCACAUCUAAAAUCCCAUCCCCAAACACCUCCCACCCGACCAACCAGACUGAACCCAACCCCAAUCCCACUUGCGGCCGAGGCCGGUCACGGGGACGUGGCCGUGGCCGGUCCUCUUGGUCUCGGGGCUACAACCCUGGUCGUGGCCAACCCUACAGUGCAUGGACCUCCCCUACUACCUACACUUGGACCAUCCCCAACCCGAACACCAACUCCGCUUCACCACCACACUGGCUUUCCUGGUCCGCAGCUCCACCACCUCCUUGCCCCUACCCCACCACCGCAUACUAA
Helianthus annuus (common sunflower) is the source of this 534-nucleotide messenger RNA. RefSeq lists its product as uncharacterized. NCBI's taxonomy places the organism in Eukaryota, Viridiplantae, Streptophyta, Magnoliopsida, Asterales, Asteraceae. The coding region runs from base 1 to 534 and encodes 177 amino acids. The record is from RefSeq and is a predicted model, not a curated record. The transcript has a single exon.